CAGCCGCCAGUCUUGCGAGAGCCGCGCGCGAGAGCGGACGUCGCUCGUUUCACGCCGAUGCGGUGCCACGUGAGGGAAAAGCCAGGAGGAAAACUCCGUUCGCGCGUAGCUACGAAGUAACAACAUUUUCUUCUCGUUUCUUCCCUCCCGUUGUGGACUCACGUUAUCGCAUCGAGCGACAGGAAUGGUGUGGAUUGCGCCGGAAGUGUGACACAGAAUUAAAACCAAGCGGGAUCGGCCCUCAGAGUUCGUGGGAUGUGUCUGAUGAUCGCGGCAUUCCAUCGGAUUUUAUUCUAUCGACACGGGAAAUCGACGAUUUUCUCGUGAAUCUUCGACGCAGGACAAAACGAAAAAAAAACAAGAAAAAAAAAUCGAAAAAUCGAAAUAAAGUUAUAAAUUAAAAGUUUUAACGUGUGUGAAUCCAUUUCUAUUUGUUAUUUGACGGACAACGCAAUAAUAAUAAAAAAAAUCGAUACUCUACUCGAAACAACGAUAAAUUGAAGACUUUUAUUAAUGAAAAAAGUUACCGUAGGUAAUAAUUAAACAGUUACAACGGGAUUCGAGUGAAAUGUAACAAGCAUUUUAAUUAAACGAAAACAGACGACGAAACGAUAACAAAAUCGAAUGUUUUCAUUAAAUGGACAUCAAACGAAUUGAUAUUCAAAUAUUUUUAUUGUUGAUUACUUUUUCUAGAAAAAUGUAAUCAAAACCAUACUUGUGUUAGUUUUGUCACCGCUCGAAUUAUCGCUUUUCCACAGAAUCACAGAUUAUAAGCGUUUUCAAACAAAGAGCUUCAAGAGCACGAAAACAAAACGGAGAAGAAUUUUCAAAGAGCAGAAAAUUAUUCGUGGUGUACCUAUUGUGGCAUUUCACGCAAGGUAUUCUCCGCGCCGAUAUUCUGAAAGAAGAUUUACGCCGACUGACCCUGAAAAUACUUCCGCGGAGGUGUGAACACGGUUGUUACGAAAUUCCCGAAGGGGUCGAAUCGUUUAGAGUUCACCACGUAGAUGCAACGAACUUUUACUACGCCCGAAGACUCGAGCAAUUCUUUACAAGCAUUUCGGAAGCAGGCUCUUCGCAACCUCACCCGCGCGCACUUACUCCACUGAAAGUUUUCCGACCCGCGGCAACUUCCAUGAAAAUACGACGAGCAGAAUUACGGAAACCCUGUUUGUGAACAACUUAAAAGAGGGAGGAGAGUGUAUCUCUGUAAGAUAAAAAUUCAUUUCACCGUGAAAAUAUAAAUCGCAUCGGUGCGAAAAUAUUCUCUUCGUAAAACUUGCUCAAGGGAAAAAAUUCCGUAAAUUGUGCAAGAACUAUCUUCAGAAUCUCGGCAAUAACUGUUGUCAAGAAAGUUAAAUUCGUGACAAGUAUUAAGAGAAGCACCGAGGAAGAAUUCAAGAGCGUCAAAUUAUUAGUGAAGGCUUUAAGGACUCUUCAAUUAUAACUAUUGAUUUUCCGACACUCACGACGAUUUCCGUGUCAGAUUUAUCUAAAAAAAAUCUGCGGUAGUAAGCUUCCCGAACUGGGGGGAGGAAAGUUUCGUCAUAAGUCGCGCGAUGCAUCGGAGCACACGAAGGAGCUUCGAGAAGACAAGUGAGAAAUCCUGGGAAUCUUAGGCAACGGAAAAGAAGACGGAAGCCGAAGGUGAAUCGCACGAAAGCGAGGGAGGAAGAGAGGAAGGAAUCGCGAAUAACAGGCAGAGGCGAGGAAACGCUCCAGGAAUGCCGUGGAUAAAGUGUUUGGGUGGUGGAGGCGGGAAGGCCAGGAGGGGCAAGCCACUCAGCGUCAGUCAACCGAUCCACCUGCUUGUCAAGAGCGAUUUCGAACCCCAGUGUCACGUGUUCCGCACCAAGCAAUUGCGCAAACCUCGACCAUGUCAUUUAUGCCACCAGGCGGUGAUCAAGCAAGCUUCCUGCUGCAGAGUGUGCAAGUACAUUUGUCACAAGUCAUGCGAGGACAAGGGCGCGCGGUUCCGAGACACCUCGCAGCAAAUCCAUAAACAAUGGCAAGCCGAUCCAGCGAGGGCAUUUCCAUCCGUUGGCAGUGUUACUGCAAAUUCGCCAUCUCCGGCAUCAGGAGAACUCUCUACGCCAACUUCCACUCCCAGCCCUAGCCCUAGUCCGACUAAUCAUCAAGUCACGCACAAUGGCGGUUACGAAUCACAACCGAAAAAUGUCAACAACAUCGCGAGAAGCAAGCAGCAUCAAGUGCAGACAUCAGCGCUGGUGUCAACACCUGCAAGAACGCCGGGUGUCGGCGCAGAUUCAACGAUCACGGGACCGGGAAAGGGCGGAGGUCGCGUGACGGAAGUGAUGGAACUCUGUUACGUCACGGAGAGGAUCAUCGCCCUUUGGUAUCGAGAGGACGCGCAGGGUGUCCUCGAACAUGCUACUACCCUUCUGCGCGGGAAACAUGCUGACAAUUACAUGAUCUUUAAUUUGUCAUCGCCCGGUCGACCCGGCGAGCCGAAUACGAGGGAAGCAGGAUGGCCGCAGGGAUUAGCGCCAAGUUUGGAGAGACUGUGUGCUCUCUGCAAGGAGCUGGACUCCUGGUUAAACGGCGCUUCCAAUCGCGUCGUUGUUCUGCAUGCCAGGGGCGGCAAGGAGCGGCUGGGUGUGGCAGUGUCCGCUUAUAUGAACUACAGCAGCAUCUGCGGGGGACGCGAUCAAGCGUUGGACAGGUUCGCCAUGAGAAGGUUCCUCGACGACAAGAUCGGAUCGCUGCAGGUUCCAUCACAUCGAAGGUACAUCGAGUACUUCAGCGGACUGCUGUCAGGCUCUCUGAGGAUCAGCCAGUCACCAUUGUACCUGACCCAUCUGACAGUCCUCGGAGUGCCGCUAUUUGAGCCGACGGGCUGUCGAGCCUUUCUUAAAGUAUACGAAGGACUUACACCGGUUUACACUUCGGAUCUGUACUCGGUGACGAACGCACGUGAAUUUACAGUUAAUCUCGGCGGACUACGACUGAGAGGUGACAUCUUGGUCAAGUGCUACCAUAGGGUAUACUCGAAGCAAACUCGAGAAGUCAUGUUUUCUCUCCAGUUUCACACGUGCGUAAUUACGGAGAACGUCGUGUCCUUCCCGCGAUCGGAGCUCGACGUCGCCUGCGACGAUCCUCGGUGCCCACCCGACAGCGUGGUGACACUCUACUUCGCUACCGACGCUAAACGUCAGGACGGUCCAGUCCCGGCGCCGACACCCGCCGUGCCGCAUGCAUCGGCACAUCACGAUCCCAUCCUGCAUUGGGACAGCUAUACGAAUCUCGAGAUCAGCGACGAUGAAGGCCGUGAGACUCCAUUAUCGCCACCACCUCCUUCAAGCUCUUCGGUUCAGACUUCACCUCGUGGCUUGGGCUAUACCUGUGGUCCUAUAGAUGGAUCUUUGUAUGCUGUGGUGCAUCAGAGCGCUGCAGGAGGUGCUCGUGGCUCGCCGUUGACAGUUUCUAUGGACAGUGGCAUAAGUAGUGCACCGCCACAAAGACCUAGUCCACCAGAACCCGAGUCCGAAAAUCAAGCACACGGAGACCUCGAUAAGCUUCUUCAUGAUAUGAUGCUUACUGUCGAGUCUAUGCCAGACCCUCCGACAGAUGACUACAAUCGCGAUCAAAGUGAGAAAAUGUACAUUCAAGAACGCAGCUACAGCAGUCACGGCAGCAGCCAUCCAACGUCUACUUAUUCCACUCUGAAGGAUUCCUACAGAAGUUACGGAGCCGGUAAAGAAUCGAGUCCGCCCUACAAUUCAAGCAGCAGCUACAGCACCCUGAAGAACGAGUACAGAGAUUCGUCGAAGAGCAUCGAGCAUCGCGACUUCGAGUAUCGCAUGUCCCCGGAUCGAAAGGUAUCCGAAUCAUCGAACGAUUCCUACAGAAAACACGCAGAUUCUUUUUCGCCGCCUGGCAACAUUGACUUCAUCGACGAGGAUAUCCCAUAUCACGCCAGGCAGACCAGCCAACCGUUCUCCUACGGUGCCACCACCGAUAUGAUAAAGCAUCAGAAAUUGUCGUCGCCUUCGUUAGUGAGGAAGGCGACAGUGCGAAGUAUUGCGCCUGUCGUAGAUUUCGAGGAUAUUCUUGGUGAAAACUCUAGAAGACCCAUCAGUCCUCUCAGUCCCAAUACUCCGGAUCCGCCGCCGGAAUUCGCAAACGGACCCAUGAAGAUUGGAUCUGAUCAUAUCGAUGGUUUGUCGUGGCUGAGACAGCAGCAAUUGAAACUCGCCGCUAGGCGAGAUGAAAGGAGCCCUGGCAAGCUUUGGCGACAAGAGACCGGAAACCGUGUCAUUGGCGAGCUCAGGAGCUUACAGAGAGGGAGAUUAAGAUACGACGGUUACGCGAGCGAUUCAGCGGUCCUCGACGACGAUGACGAUGGGUGGACGAGUUCCGUUUCUGGGCAGCCGUCGUCGAGAGCUGCUCUGUACACCUCCGCACCAGCUAGUCCUCUACUUCCGCAGAGAUCGAGCAGCCGGAAAUAUAACGGCAGUGCCGGAAACGGCGUUCUCGGCAGACCGCGAGCGGAGAGUAUGAACGAACGGCCGUUCGUUUCCGUAAAGCGUGCUUACGAGUACCGCAAGUACAACGACAGUCAGAGCCCUCCGACAUCCCCUCGCUCAGCCUUAGUAGCCGCGCCACCCUUAGGAUUCGCGGCGGGCCAGCAGCAAUCGAGUUCCAGCAGCAACGACAGGCCGCAACAGCAUCAGCAGCAACCGCCGCGGCCGGAGUCGCGCAGCGACAGUUUUGCGCGCGCGGACGCACUGCUGCGCGAGCAUCGCCAUCAUCAAUUGCAAUCCGGUGUCAUCAACAGCGUCAGCAAUGAUCACUCCGAGCGGAAGCAGACGAUCGCGAUUCAGGAAUACGCGUCAUCUAGUCGAAAUGCGCGGCCCGAGUCGAGGAAUCGCGUUGCUUAUCAGAGCGUCGGGAGUUACAGCUCGACCAGCAGCAACGAUCAAGUUGACGGCGGAUUGUUAGCGGUGGUCGAUCAACCUGACCCUCUCGUGAGCCUCAUUCAGUCUCUAGCCGAGAUCUCGCCGAUUCGCGCGUCCCCGAGCAUGACAAAAACCGAGAACGAGCACCCUGCCGGCAGCAACGCAAUAGCAGCCGCUACAAUUUCUGCCAGUGUGCCUAGCAACAAUGUCACUAAUUGCUCCUCUAACCAGUCACCAAAAGCAUGGCAGAAUUGCACCCAGCCGCACAAUGACUCGGCGUCAUCGUGGACCGAGAGAAGCGUCAGUCCCGGAAGCGCGAUCGUCAGCGGCGCUUCGCGACCGCAGACACCAGCGUUUCCAGUUCAUCCACGAACGCCGUACGUCAAUAACGCAUCACCAACGGUGACGUUUGCUACCGAUCGCACUUACGUGACGGCCAAUAAUAGCUAUAAUGUUAGCAACAACAACAACAACGAGGCUAGUGGAAACAACAACAACAACGUCGGGAAUUACGGCGCCGAACGAACGAUAUACAUCGAAGAACGAAGGGAAGCCUCGAAGGAGACGGGGCUUCCACCCAAGAGUCCGACAACACAGCGACGCUUGAGUUUCCCGGCAAGCGGGCCGCUUAAACAAACGCAUAACAAACGAUGGCCGCUCACUAACCAAUCGGCGUCGUUCGACUAUAGUAAGGACCGACCUGUUUCUCCUAUAAGCGAAUCGGCGAUGUCACAGCCGCAGGCUGUUUCGCGCAGCCCUGGAACACCCACCCAUGUAGAAUUCGCCCAAAGCCCUAAGAGUGCUACGUCGUAUACAUCGAUCAACAGCGGUAGUUCGCCGCAAGUUCAAUAUUAUAGCUCGAGACGCUCCAGCGUUCACUCGAAUACUGAGCCCCAGGAGGUAGCUGACGUUAAUGUAAAAUUCGUACGCGAUACUAGCAGGAUCUGGUACAAACCCAAUAUAUCGCGGGAGCAAGCAAUCUCGAUGCUGAAAGACGCGACACCCGGCACAUUUGUCGUGCGAGACAGCAACUCAUUCCCGGGUGCCUUCGGUUUGGCAUUGAAAGUGGCUACGCCACCUCCCGGUGCGCCCAGUAGCCCACGAGAUCCCUCGAGCGAGCUCGUCAGGCACUUCUUGAUCGAACCAACGUCACGCGGCGUCAGACUAAAAGGAUGCGCGAAUGAGCCCGUCUUCAGUUCACUCUCGGCACUCGUUUACCAGCACAGUUUAAUGGCAAUGGCAUUACCUUGCCAACUGCUGUUACCCGAACCGGAGGCAGCCGCUAGAGCUCUAGAUUCACCUGGUACCAAUAGCACUCAGCAGCUCCUCGCUCAAGGAGCAGCUUGCAACGUUUUAUAUCUCUUUACAAUUGAUACGGAGUCCUUGACCGGGCCACAGGCCAUCAAGAAAGCCAUUACUAAUCUCUUUGAGCAAAAGCCUUUGCCGGUUGCCACAAUUGUUCACUUCAAAGUCUCCACGCAGGGCAUUACUUUGACUGACAACGCAAGAAAGCUAUUUUUCCGUCGACAUUAUCCCACAAAUAAUAUAAGUUAUUGCGGAUUGGACACUGAAGAACGCACGUGGGACUUUAGCAGCGAAGAUACCGGAAGACCACUUAGCGCUCAUCGCUGCUUCGGCUUUGUUGCAAGAAAACUCGCUCACAAAUCAGACAAUCAGUGCCACGUGUUCGCUGAACUGGAACCAGAACAACCCGCCACGGCCAUCGUAAAUUUCGUUAAUAAAGUCAUGAUGGGUAGUUCCAUCGCCAAGGCCAACAUCGUUUAAGAAUCGCUACUCGUUCGCCACAAUCGCCAAGACUAACGGGCACAAACAUCAUUGCAAAUUCAUUAACGGUUUCGCCUUUAAGGUCGACACCGAUACAUAUCUUGAACGCAAAAAAAAAUGCAAAAGUCCAAUUAAGAUCGACUGAGAAGUUGGGGGAUAACUGGACGAAUGAUUGAUAUAAUCGAUUAAUGAAAUCGUUAUUCCGUUGAGGACACAAAGGACACACGUAAAUCCUUUUAAAGGAUUUGCUGGAAAUGGCUGCACGAAUUAAUCAUCAUCAUUAACCGAUUGUUCGUAAUAAGUCUACGUGCAUUUCGUAGCGUUGAAUCAGUAGAGCAUUCAUGUUGCAAACAGUAGGAAUGAUAUAAUUAUCGAUAACGCUGGGAAAAAGUCGAGAAUCGCUCUCUUUAGAAGAGAACGAGAAGAACGAGAGGCGAUAACGUAAAUCGAUUCCAUCCUCGCGUCAAUAUGCAAACAAGAUAAAAAAAGUUGUUGUUAUGAUUAUCGUUACUAUUGUCAUUUAACGUAGCGAAUAGUAAAGAUAUAAUAGAUGGUCUAAGAAGGGUAAGGUGGUCAAAUGACUGCGUUGGAAAAAUUUGAUACAUGUAAUACAAUAAUUUUAUUUUAUUUAUAAAAAUAUAAAAUCUUGAAUAUUCUUUACGUUCUUAUUAAUAAGUAUAAUUAUAAUUUAGCGUAUAUUAUUUACAUUUUAGCAAUUAUUGAAAGAUUUCAAAUUUUAAUAUAAGAAUUUUAACGAAAUAUAUUUAAAUGAUUCUUCGCUCUCUCUCUUCCCUCUCUUUAUAUUCGAACAUUUUUUUAGAAGCUUGUUUUGCGAAAUUUUGAAGUUCAUGAUUUCGCCACCUUUCCCCGCUUAUGAUACGAUCGAUCAGCCGCACACGAAUUUACCGAUAGCUCGUAGUCAUAGUUGAAAAGACUCAACCGUGCUCUUCGCGCGAUUUACGAAGAGCAUCGAACAUUCGAAACGAGCGUAUCUCGCACGACACUGAGUGCGCUUUCGAUUUCGGAAAACACCUAUGCAUUGCGCACGUAUAAAUAUGCAUUCAUUUACACAUGAUUACACAUACUACAUACACGUAACUAUCACUUGAAUGGCAACAAAACUUGGGCUCGCGUUUUAAUAAUUUUAAUGAUCCAGACAGUAUACAUGGGUAAAUACAUGAUUCAGUCUACAAAAAACAUUUUUUUAGUUCUGUUUUUCUGUCAUUUUUUACUUAAAAAAUGUUACAGAAUUAAUAGUAAGAUAAAGAAAUUUAUAGAAAUUUACGAUCACGAAAUAAUCAGAAUUUAUUAUUAUAUUUGAAUGUUUUAUUUAAGAAUCCUAAAUUUUUAAGAAACACACAUAAUAAAAUUUAAAUAACGAAUAAAUCGUAAAUAAGGCGUGAGCAUCGUAAAUUCAUAUAUUAUCAUGUUAUACUUGAGACUCUCGAGUAAUGUUUGACAGAGAAUGUUACAUCAUGUGCAGAGUAUAUUAUACCCAUACAUAUACAUGUACACGCACGUAUAAAAUCCUCGUGUCAUGCUCCCUCGAUGUGUGAAAGAAUGAUGUUAUAAAUAACUGUAAAUACACCAAGAGACAAAAAGACGCCUUAAAAGAAGGCCUCGAGGAGACACCUUGAGGGAAACCGUGUCGCGAGAUGAAUGAUAGUCCGCGACUCAUGGAAGAAGCAAUGUUACGUUUAGGAGCAGCUCGAAAAUUACGCAGGUUAGAAUGAAUGAUGCUAUUUAAGGAGGAGUAUGCACGUGACGAGGCAGUAUCGCGCGUAUUCUUUCGGUGAACUCAUAGAUUCUUGCCAUUUCGGGCUCGUGUACCGUCGAGAGCUUAUACUCUCUCGAAGAGUGUGUCUCGACGGACACGACGAUGUCAAUUAUUACGAUCGAAUCGAUUAUAUAGUAAUUACGACAAUACGACGGCGCGAAGGGACUGCUGGUGUCUGCAGUAGCCAGCCUUUCUUUCGACGUCGUCGGCUUCUUCGUCAUUUACUUUCGCGAUCCCUUCUACUUUUGUCUUCCGAACGAAGGUCGGUCGAAGCUUCGGCGUUUUCUCCAUUCUCUGCGAAUUCCUUCACGAUCGAGAGAAGGAGGACCCGUAGUUACGCAAUGUGCUAGUCAAAAUUCGUACUGUAUAUUCAAUGGUCAAGAAAUAGGUUAACGGUGACCUUGGGAGCCCUUUUCGGGAAUGCUUGGCCCUUCAAUAGCGGCGAGCGCGAGGUACUUUACUUCGCGCUGAGACUAGAUGUAAAGUAAUAUGUUUUAUCUUAUGGAUAACGGGCUCGAAACGCAUAGAGAUAAUUGAGUGUGCCGCUGAAAGAAUCAAGGGCCCGCUUGAGAGAACCGGCCGUGUAUUUUUUUGCGUUCUUUCUUCUCUUCAUCGUCCGUCUGCCCUUUCUUCUUCGUCUAGAUUUCUUUUCGUACGCGCCCGAACCUGACUAACAGAAGUAACAUUAAUUUAACAUUCAGUCAUUAUAAUAAUAAUUAUUAAUAUUAUACUUAUUUACGCUAUAUUAUACUCUGUGUAUGUUUGCGCAAUAAUUGUACCGUUGCGUGCCACAUGGGUACGCGCGUAUAGUUGUAACAACAAUAAAUCAUAUUCACAGCG
Solenopsis invicta (red fire ant) is the source of this 9321-nucleotide messenger RNA. RefSeq names its product tensin-1 (gene by). The coding region runs from base 1725 to 6704 and encodes 1659 amino acids. The transcript is spliced from 22 exons. The record is from RefSeq and is a predicted model, not a curated record. Gene Ontology annotation, molecular function: protein binding. Lineage: Eukaryota; Metazoa; Arthropoda; Insecta; Hymenoptera; Formicidae.